AUGCAAUUCCAGCUCCUCUCCGUCGCUGCUGCUUUUCUCGGUGCUGCUGUCGCCACGCCUGUCGAUCUCUCUUCGUCUUUAGUGGCGCGAGAUAAUUGCACAACAUACUCCAGUGUCGCAGCUGGGACAGUUUGCUACCAUACACCAUCUGAUUGUUCAGAAACCUACCUUGUGCAAUCAGGCGAUACUUGCCAGUCCAUCGCUGCACUCUACAAUAGCUUCACACUCACCCAAUUCUACUACUGGAACCCUGAUAUCGGACAAACCUGCUUUGGACUCAGAGCCUACGUUCCUGUUUGCAUCAGCACACCAUGGUACACAUUCGUGCCACCGGUUCAAGCGGAUGUCGGUACCGUCGAGAGUGCAGAGAAAAUCCCAGUCCCAGUCAUGCCAUCAAUUACAUCUAACUGCACGACCUUUGAACUCGCUGGAAACGGCUUGAGGGUUGAUGCUAUUGUGCAGCAGAACGGCAUUACGAUGGAUGGCUUUUUGAGCUGGAACGCUUAUAUUGAUAAAACCAACCCAGUUGCUUGGGAUGGGUAUUGGGUUUGUGUUGGUGCUUAA
This is a messenger RNA of Glarea lozoyensis ATCC 20868, 564 nucleotides long. RefSeq names its product LysM. The record is from RefSeq and is a predicted model, not a curated record. The transcript is spliced from 3 exons. NCBI's taxonomy places the organism in Eukaryota, Fungi, Ascomycota, Leotiomycetes, Helotiales, Helotiaceae. Bases 1 to 564 code for a protein of 187 amino acids.